AUGAAACGAUCACGAAAUGUGUUGACACACUCCGAUUCGAAGAAUUAUGAUUUUGCAUCCAUCAAGGAUGAAUCGCAACAACAAAAACCUCAUGAAAAUAUAGCCCAAUUAUCCACCUUGCAUUCAUCCAAGUCAACAAACGGUAAUAGCAUGGAACAAGAAUACCAACCUACACAACCUCAAACAAAGAAGCAAAAAGUAUGGAGACAAGGGACUCUCCAUUUUCAUAGUGUAGGACGAACGGUUUCAUCACAUCAGCAGCCAAGUCGCGACUCUACUCCAUGUAGCGCAGAUUCUCCAAUAAUUAUCAAUGAUGAUGAUGAAUGUGAAAAUCAUGUGACUUCUUCGUCCUCUAAAACUGUUUUCAUGAAACAAACACAACUUGUUGAAACCUUUCUCAUCAAUGACAAGAUAACAGGUACUCAAGUGAAACACAUUUCGAAUUUUGUCUCACCACGUGACUCGAAAAUAUUAUUUAACAAAUUGUUGGAAAUGUGUAAAUUUCAGACUAAGGAUUACAAUUUUGGGGGCAAAGUUGUGACAUCUCCACGAAAAUACACCUUUCUCACGAAGGAGAGUCCUCAAUUUUACAUUCCAGAGCUUGUUCAAUUGAAAGAACGAGUUGAGAAGUAUACGGGAGAGGUGUUCAAUGGAGUCUUGGUGAAUCGUUAUGACAAUGGUCAAGAUUCAAUCAUGUGGCAUGCCGAUAAGGAAAAGUCACUGAAUCAAGGAUGUUCUAUCGUGUCAAUAUCAUUAGGUCAGGCACGAGAUUUUCAAUUCAGACCUCGAAAGGACGUGGCAGUGUACGACCAGAUUAAAUCGAUGGGAGUGUUGACAACGAAGCUGGAAGACGGCGCGAUGGUCAUUAUGAAUGAUAAAACGCAAUUGUAUUAUGAACAUUGUGUACCCAAGAGGAAGAAUGUACAUGGGAUGAGAAUUAAUUUAACGUUCAGGAAUAGCAAGUACUAUUAA
This is a messenger RNA of Naegleria lovaniensis, 972 nucleotides long. RefSeq lists its product as uncharacterized. The transcript has a single exon. Gene Ontology annotation, biological process: DNA alkylation repair; DNA repair. The record is from RefSeq and is a predicted model, not a curated record. Gene Ontology annotation, molecular function: dioxygenase activity. Gene Ontology annotation, cellular component: nucleus. Lineage: Eukaryota; Heterolobosea; Eutetramitea; Acrasida; Naegleriidae. Bases 1 to 972 code for a protein of 323 amino acids.